AGUCUUUGUAACUUCACCGCUUCACAUAGUUCACAUAGCCAGUUAUAAAUAGAAUGAAUAUAUGUGGAUAGUCUCUGUUGUGUAAACUCUGUAUUAGGGGAAUAUAUCUCACCUUAAAAAUACCUGUUUAAAUUUAAUGAUGCCCAGUCCUAAAUAUUUGAGGAUUAUAGAACAAUGUCGAUCGAGAGGAAGACCGUAUAAUGAUCCAGAUUUCCCUGCCAAUUAUAUCUCAAGAGUUGGAGAAGAUGGAAGACACGAGUCAAAUAUUGAAUGGAGGCGACCGUUUGAAAUAUCCAAACAUGCCCAAUUUAUUGUUCAAGGGGCUGACUACGAUGACAUAACCCAGGGUGAUUUAGGCGAUUGUUGGUUUAUAUCGGCCAUUUCUAUAUUAGCAACAAAUCAAACAUUAUUUGAACGGGUUGUACCACAGGAUCAAGUUAUUGAUGAGACACUUGGCGUAUUUGUGUUUAAUUUUUGGGUAAACGGAGAUUGGCAAGAAGUCAUAAUCGAUGAUCGCCUUCCAACAUAUGUUAAUGGACAACUGGUUUAUGCUAAAAAUUUAAAAGAGCCGAAUGAAUUCUGGUGUCCUCUUAUGGAAAAAGCGUACGCCAAACUGUAUGGUAGCUAUCUUGCUCUGGAUGGUGGUCUUUCUGUUAACGCUUUAGUUGAUAUGACUGGAGGUAUAUCGGAAAGGUUUAUUUUAAAACCAAAAGAUUACAGUCGUCGUUAUAAACCCGAAUUUCUUGCUGAUGUUUUACUCAAGUGUUAUACAAUGAAUACUUUAAUGGGUGCAGGUAUUAAUGCAAAGAGUCAGUGGGGUCGAUCUUUAAAUUAUCUGAGAGGAGAUUUGUCAGAUCAGCAUGCAUACAGUAUCAUUAAAGUUGAAAAGAUACAAUAUGGUCAUCAAAAUAAAACAGUUACCCUAGUGUUGAUACGGGAUCCUAAUGCAAAUAAAAGGGCCAUCUCGGAAUGGAAAGGGCCCUGGAGUGAUAAUUCAUCUGAAUGGUCAUCUGUAUCUACAGAAGUUAAAGAUAGAAUAGGUUAUGACCCAGAAAGAUAUGAUGGAGAAUUCUGGAUGAACAUUGAAGACUUAAUGGUACAAUUUGACGACCUAGAUUUACUUCAUCUAACACCAAAUGCUUACACAUCUGAAGUUGCUGAUAAUAUGGGUAAAAAAGAAUGGAAAGUUCAAGAAGCUGAAGGUUCAUGGAAGAAAAAUAUCACCGCUGGGGGACAGAAGUGGCUAUUCAUGAAUCCACAGUUUAGACUGGAUAUUGAAGAGAGUGAAAGAAAUGAAACAACUGUCAUUAUAUCCUUACUUAGAUAUAGCAGCGGUAAAAAUAUUUUUGAUGAUGAUGUCUACUUUGGUUUAGGAGUUUACAAGCUAAAUCCAGGAGUAAACGUGAGAAAACUUGAUGAUCGAAGUUUAGCAACAAGAGUAUUUCAUUCAAACCUAUACAGAAAUGUAGCCCGUGAACAGACAGAGAGACUUGAACUAGAUGCUGGAACAUAUUUCCUUAUACCAUCAACCUAUGAAGAUGGGGAAGAAGCCGAUUUCCUUUUAAGGGUAUUUUCAGAAAAGGACGUAGAAAGUCGUUCUAUAGAUGACACCACUGAAUUUGUUGAGAAACCACAAGAUCCUAAGAACUAUUUGAUCGCCAAACUGUUCCAGAAAUACACCCAAGACAACAAACAUGUUAACUCGUUCCAAUUACAGAAAAUACUUAAUGAUUUUGAAUUUAAAGAGUUUAAUAACAGUGAAGGUGUUACCCUGGAAACGACUCGAAGUUUAUUACAUCACGAAAAUCCUAAUGGAAGCGGGAUGCUAGAUUUAAAUCAAGUGAAGAAUGUCUGGGAAUUCGUGGAACAGUGCAAGUUUUCUUUUGUUGCGCUUGAUAUGGACAAAUCUAGAGCUGUAGAAGUCUACGAAUUAAGAAGUUUAUACAAUUCACUAGGGUUUAACGUAAGUUAUAAAGUUGUUGCUGUUAUUGCCAAGAGAUAUGGCAACCAAAAUGGUAAAAUAAACAGCGAAGAUUUUCUUCAAAGUACUGCUAAAGUUAUGUCCCUUUACACAAAAUUUAGAGAGAUGCUAGAUAAGAGAAUUAUAAAAGGAGACAUUGAACAGCUUAUAAUGGCAGCAAUCAACUCUUGAACACCCACACCAAACCAUUGUCGAACACCAUUUCUCCAUCAUUUUUUCGAUUCUCGUUUUUUUUUAAAAUUUAAAAUAUAUAAGUAUGCUCAUUUAUUAUAAAUUGAACGCAUCUUUGUUCGAUUUUCAUUUAUUAUUUCCGCCAUUUCAAAGGCAGCAUUAGCUCAAACGGAACACGUACCCAAGAAGUUUUUCUCUGUUUCAAUAAAUCUGCAUCUUUUGACUCCCUACUAGAAGGACGGCUCGACAGUUAGUUGCUUAAUGUCUGAUAAAAUUACCCCCCCCCCCCCCGGGCCAAAAAUGCUGCACGAUUUAUGUUUGUUUUAAAAAGGUUAAAAGUGCUGCACGAAUUAUGUUAGUUUUAAAAAGGGUAAAAAAUAGUUGAAUUCGUACAGCUUACAUUAUAGGUAUAUUACGGUAGUGCGUAUCAUUAGUAGUGUGGUGUCUUCGCCUAGAAAUAAUUUAUUUUUUUACAGAAUCAUAUAUUUUUCUUGGGUUUUUUUGGAAAAAUACAAUUAAAUAUAUUUUAACAAAAUUACCCUGUGUUCGGUAUUAUCAAAUUGUAACUUCCUCCACAGUCGUUCUCGCGACUAUAAAUAUAGGAAAAUGAAAUGGGGUUUAGCGUCGACUGGGCUAAUGAAGACGGCCAUAUGGCAUGCAGUAAGCUAUGAGGGAAAGUUUUCCCGGACUGCGGCACUACGUACGUCAUACUCUUAUUUCGAAUUCCAACUAUCAAGGGUUCUUUUACGUGCACGCCAAUAUGUACACGGGACCUCGGUUUUUCGUCCCACCCGAACGACUAUACGUUGUCCCCAUAUGCUCUGACGUAAUUUGUUCUUGAUUUCCCCAAUAAAUAUACAUGUAUGUUUUGUAGGAAUAAGGAAGACAUCGUUGCCUUCAAAAUGGCAUAUUCAUUUUUUGUGACGGCUUCCGGAAAUUACCUAGGCCUUCCGAUCUUUCCCGAACACGAAUAGUUCUCUCCAUUUUAAAAACAGACCAAAAUAUGGUGGUGUUUGCCCCAGAUAUUAUCUUUCAUUUCAGAGACCUUGUUCCAUAACACUUUCAACCGUUUAGCCGCCAUAUUGGAUUUUACAAAAAAAACAAACUUCAAAUCGAUAUAUUCAGCCGCUAUAUUUUGAUUCCGAUUUUCGAAAACUUGUUUUUGUUUUGAACCUACUCCAAAUGGCAACAAUUCUUAGGGAGCCGAUUUUUGAAUUUCGAUUUUGUUUACUUCCGGUUUUCGACUUUUGACCUAACCGUUCAAUGACAUGACGUCUACUAACAAAAUAUCAAAAAGUUUGUUCUUGAAGUAUAACUUCCGGUUUUAUUAAAGUUCAAAAUAAGUUUUUUCCCCCCCCCACUUUAACAGGUAUUGGAUGUUACUAUACUCAAUAGUUCAUGGUGUAACUUGAUUGUUGACGUGACCUGACAUACCGAAACACGUUAGUACUCCUUCGGAGUUCUAGUUGUUUGUGUUUUAUCGGUCAAUAUAUAGGCCUAUGUCUACUGUAAUAUAAUUGGGGAUUGAUGCCAUAUUGAAUUAUAAUAUUAUAUCAAUAUGACCACAGCCUGACCUAAUUAGUGGUUGCCAUGCAAGAUAGCCUAUAUUUUGCAAGAGAUGGACAGAGAACAAGCUAAAAUGCUAUUUUUAGUACAAUCAGGGGGAAUAAUCCAGAAAGUUUUGGUCCAAUAUACGCCAAUAUCGAAACGAAUCGAAAUCUUUGGGUUAUAAACACACAUUUUAAGUUGCAUCCAAAUCGGAUCAAAAUUGUGACCUUUAAAGUGUCCACAAUCUAAAGAGGCGCCAUAACCCACGAAAUUGCGCUCCAAUACAUGAUAAUAUCGAAAGGAACCGCGAUUUUGGGGAUAUAAAUAUUUCAAGUUUCGUCAAAAUCGGAUAAAAAUUGUGACCUCUAAAGGGUCCACAACCUUGACAAAUCGGCCCCGUUUGUCGCGACGCAGGAGCGCCAUCACGUAGUGAUCUCUAAAACUAUUAUGGCCACUUCCGCCUUCAUUUCUAUCGGGUUUGGAGCUCAAAGUACGGCAAUAAACUCGCUCUAACUUGACUGAAUGAAAAAUCUAACAUACCUUUCGACUUUGUGGAAUAAAAAUCUAUAAUUCUACUGAUCUUUUUUUUUGAAAAUCUUAUCGGAUUCCUGAGAACAGAUGUAGGCCUAUUUUCUUCAUGAUCACCAUCAAAACAUUGAAGAAUCCAUUAUGUCGUAAAUUUUAUGUUAAUUAGAUUGCCAUUACUUAGAUUUUCCUUUUUCUCACUGUUUUAUUGUCGAUUUGGGAUGAUACGAAUAUUUAGUAUAUAUUAAAGACGUCUCUAUUCAUUUGACCUCAUUUGACGUUUAAACCUAUAUAAUGUACAUGAAUUUUAGGUACUAUUUUUUUUUGCGGAUGAAUACAGCUGUUCUGUAAUGCUUUAUAUUGAUCUGUAACAUAAAGAGUUAAGUGGAUUUAUCUCCCUUUCAUGAUUAAUAAUAAUGUUCUCAUGAGCCGUUCUUUUUUUUCGGCAUGAAGCCUUAGUGCAUAAGGUACUUAUAUGUGUAUCUCCCCUGUUGGGAGCUAUGUAUACUAUUAUAUUUUCUUACUUGACUGUCAUUUGGGUUUUCUCUCUUUGUUUGCUCUGUACCAUGUCCCCUGUGGACCCUUGAUUGGAAAUAAAGCUAUUAUUAUUAUUA
This is a messenger RNA of Patella vulgata (common limpet), 4839 nucleotides long. Its product is annotated as calpain-B. Gene Ontology annotation, molecular function: calcium ion binding; calcium-dependent cysteine-type endopeptidase activity. Bases 137 to 2152 code for a protein of 671 amino acids. The transcript is spliced from 20 exons. The record is from RefSeq and is a predicted model, not a curated record. Gene Ontology annotation, cellular component: cytoplasm. NCBI's taxonomy places the organism in Eukaryota, Metazoa, Mollusca, Gastropoda, Patellidae. Gene Ontology annotation, biological process: proteolysis.